AUGCAACUGCGAAUGCCCCGAGCGACGGGUGGUAAUUUAGGGAGGACGAAGAAUGUCAUUCACUUUGUGCAGGCGUUUGUCAUCUUCAUUGCAUGGGCCAUGACCAUCGCAAUCUGGACCAAGGGAGAUGGGAUUGAUGGCCGCACAGUAUGGUUUUGGUUAUUGUGUUGGAUCAGUAUCCCGGCACUCAUCUAUCUCGCGGCGGUGCCCAUGUGGCCCCGAGCGCGGCGAUUCGGCAAUGUAUAUGCCUUUGCGACCGUCGAUAUGAUCUACACCGUGUUCUGGUUCAGCGCCUGGGUGUGUGUGGCUUCCUAUGUCGCGCAGGGUAAAAGCAUUGGCAAGUCCAAGUCGAGCAAGGAGGACGACAAAUCAUCCAGCGACACCAAGAAAACCGGCUGCGACAACUGGGCAUAUGGCAGUGCCAGUAAAUGCAAUGUCAGCACCGGUGUCACCAUCAUCGGAGUCAUUGUCUUUAUCUUGUUCGCCGUGACCUCGUGGCUGUCUCUUCGGAAUGUGAUGCACUUCCGCCGCACGGGAACCCUGCCCGACGCCGUAUCCGAUCCGACCUUCGCCGCGCAGAGCAAAGCCGCCUUCUCGUCGAAUCCGGCCCAUGAUUUCGAGGAAGAUGAGGAUGACUUCCGCUCGGGCCGCUCGGGUCUCGGUAUGUCAUCUGGUGGUGACCGCGAUGAGGAUUACGCCUUGCUACAACAGAGUGAGGUGGAUGACAUUGGCAACGCCCAUGGUCGUUCGGCGAUGCAUGGCGCCUACGAUCCCACAGCACCCAGUACGAGCAGUGUGCUUCAUGACUACAACAGCACCGGAUACGGUGGUGCUCACGGCCAACACUACGCGCCGCCAUCCGAAUUUGGCUCCUCAACGAGUGGAUACGGUCGCUAG
Penicillium oxalicum is the source of this 897-nucleotide messenger RNA. RefSeq lists its product as uncharacterized. The coding region runs from base 1 to 897 and encodes 298 amino acids. The record is from RefSeq and is a predicted model, not a curated record. NCBI's taxonomy places the organism in Eukaryota, Fungi, Ascomycota, Eurotiomycetes, Eurotiales, Aspergillaceae. The transcript has 3 exons.